Molecule: messenger RNA, 1638 nt
Organism: Verticillium nonalfalfae
Lineage: Eukaryota; Fungi; Ascomycota; Sordariomycetes; Glomerellales; Plectosphaerellaceae
Exons: 1
Coding region: 1-1638 (545 amino acids)
Biological process (GO): DNA-templated transcription
Molecular function (GO): DNA binding; zinc ion binding
Source: RefSeq, a predicted model, not a curated record
AUGGACGGAACAUCAGCCCAUUAUCCACCACGAACCUCAGUGCACAGCGGUGCGAGUAGCGACAAGAUAGACACUGACGACGACGCUGGCGUCGUGCUGACGCCGGACCAUACAUCCACCUUCGGCCAGUCGAUAUCACCGGGGUCUUUGUCGACAUUCGCGUUCGCCACGGAUGAACUCUGCUCGAGGGAGCUUUUCAAGGUCAUCAUCCAUGACUAUAUUGAGCGCGUCUAUCCCCUCUGCCCCGUGGUCCACCUCCCUUCAUUCCGCCGCAGCCUUGCCAGCAAUCAAGAUGUCCAUGAUACGGAGCAAAUGCUUCUGCUCGUGGCCUUGUUCACUCUGACGAUAGGGGUCCUGCGCUCGCGGAUUGAAGACUACCGCGCCAUGGACCCCGAGGCCGCCGCUCGCUUUCCCACACGAACCUCCAUCAUCACAUACGCCUCGCAGAUGUGUCUGCGCCUGCGACCACCCGACUACUGGGACGAGAUCAGCCACCGCAAAUGGGCCAUCUCGUACACGCUGGCAUCGGCCGCUUUCGAGGUCGGCCGGAUGAACCAGUACCGCAUGUUUGACUCGGAGGCCAUGCAGCUCGCCAGGCUCCUCGGCUUCCACCUGCACGCGACCGAAUACCGCGGCCUCAACUGCAUCGAAACGCAGCUGCGCAAGAAAGCCUUCUGGCUGCAGUUCUUUUCCUUCGCCCAUUCCAAGGUCCAGCCUGGCCGGCGCCGCUUCCACGUCACAUAUCUCGACAACUACGUCCUGCGCGACGUCGACUUCGCCGCCCUCGAGCCCCUCGACACGCCCGACGAGAACAUUACAGAAAACGCCGUCUGUCCGCCGCCCCCCGACGGCACCGCCCCCUUCACCUCCGUCACCGCCUUCAUCGUCAACACGCGCGUUUUCCUCGAAGCCCUGCGCGACUCCCUCUUCAACGCAGGCUGCGACUGCGGCUACGGCCGCACCAACGAGGAGAAGCUCGCACGCCUCAAGGCCCUCUUCCAGCGCUACAAAUACUCCCUCGACGCCCUGCCGUCGCACAUGACCCAAUGGGGCCCCAGCAGCAUCUACGACAGCGGCCCCUCGACGCCCGCCGCGAACAGCGUCUCCCGCGCCCAGGCCGAGACAACGAGGGCCAACAUCCACAUCACCCACCUCUGGCUGCAGAGCUUCCUGCUCGACCAGACGGACGGCAUCGUGCAGGCCAUGGCCGCGGCCGGCGGCGGCGGCGGCGGCAGAGGCGCCGGCGACGACGAGGCCUGGGUCGCACAUCAGCUCGCGUCUAGCUGGGCAGAGCGCGAGGACAUCUGCCGCCAGCUCCUUCACGUCUUGCACAACAUUGACGGGUUCCAUCUUGAGCCGAAUGGAAACAGUCUCACCUACAAGAUUCGCGGCGUCGCGACGUCGCUGCUGAACUGUCCCUCUUUGCUCGGCGAGAGCGUGUCGCAGCGGGCUGCGGGCUAUGUGCGCGAGUUCACCAAAGUGUUGGCGUUUCUGGAUCUCAGCGAGAUUAUGAAUACUGAUGGCGUCGAUACCUGGAUCGAUAAGGAUAGGCUGGGCGAUGGACGGGCUUCGGCGGCGGCGGCGGCGGCGGAUGCUGCGUCUGCUGCUUCGUUCUCGGCGGCGGCGUCGGUGUCGUAA